AUGCCUGCCAGUGUGUACCUGUGUGUUUAUGCCUGCCUGUGUGCACUUGUGUGUUUAUGCCUACCAGUGUGUACCUGUGUGUAUGUGGCUGCCUGUGCACCUGAACGUCCGCGCAGGGCGCCGCCGCGGCCGCGCCGCCCCGAACGCGCGCCGGAGCCGCCGCCGCCGGCAGAGGGCGAGGGCCCGGCGCCCGACGACCACGACGACAUCCUGCAGCAGCUGCAGGCGCAGGCGACGCCGCUGCCGCCCUCCAUGGACGACUUCCUGCGCGCGCAGGCCGAGGCCGCCACGCGCAACUUCCGCACGCAGCCGCUCAUCAACUACCGCACGGUGCUGGAAGUGCACGGGGAGCGUGCCGUGGUGCAGGUUUUCGAGGGCACUUCGGGCAUCGACAACAUGGGCACCACCGUGGAAUUCGCCGGGGACAUCCUGCGGGUGCCCGUCUCGGAGGACAUGCUGGGCCGCACCUUCAACGGCAGCGGCGUCCCCAUCGACGGCGGCCCGCCCGUCCUCGCCGAGACCUACCUCGACGUGCAGACCGGCAUCUCCACCAUCGACGUGAUGAACACCAUCGCUCGCGGCCAAAAGAUCCCCAUCUUCUCCGGGUCCGGUCUGCCGCACAACGAGAUCGCUGCGCAGAUCUGCCGCCAGGCCGGGCUGGUGGACGCGACCAACAAGGGCAAGGGGCGCCGCGUGUCGGCCGACUUCGCCAUCGUGUUCGCGGCGAUGGGCGUCAACCUGGAGACGGCGCGCUUCUUCAAGGACGAGUUCCAGAAGAGCAGCGCCAGCAACGUGGCGCUGUUCCUCAACCUGGCCAACGACCCCACCAUCGAGCGCAUCAUCACCCCGCGCCUCGCGCUCACCGUCGCCGAGUUCCUCGCCUACCAGUGCGACAAGCACGUGCUCGUCAUCAUGACCGACAUGACCUCCUAUGCCGAGGCGCUCCGGGAGAUCCCCAUCCUGACGAUGCCCAACGACGACAUCACCCACCCCAUCCCCGACCUGACGGGCUACAUCACCGAGGGGCAGAUCUACGUGGACCGCCAGCUGCACAACAAGCAGAUCUACCCGCCCAUCAACGUGCUGCCCUCUCUCAGCCGACUCAUGAAGUCGGCGGUCGGGGAAGGCAUGACGCGCGGCGAUCACGCGGACGCGCUGUCACCUGAAGAUCAUCUGUACCUGGACUUUCUGAAAAAGUUUGAAAAGCAAUUCAUAUCCCAAGAAAUUUUAGAAAACCGAAGUGUAUUUCAAUCCCUGGAUAUCGCGUGGGAUAUCCUGACCACAUUCCCUAAAAUCAUGUUGAACCGCAUUCCCCGGGAAGUGAUCGACGAGUACUACAUUCGCCCAGAGGAAGGUCCUCGCAAAAAGCCUUCCUUCCACUUCGAGUCUUCCGACGCGGCCGUGAUGCAGCUGGCCCUGCCUCCCACCAUCAUGACGAAAGCCUUGCAGGAGGCCGCUGCAGGAGCUCGCGUGACCUUCAGGAGUCGCCCUCGGAUCGGGCUGGUGGAAGGGCCGAUCUACGCCAUCGAAAAACCAGGGGAUACGAUGUGGUUAGAUAAAGAUGCGGUACCCACAGAUAUUCGUGUCAAGAAAAGAUUGGGACAAGGAGAGGAAAACAUUGACGAG
This is a messenger RNA of Gryllus bimaculatus (two-spotted cricket), 1626 nucleotides long. The record is from the annotation of a GenBank genome assembly. Lineage: Eukaryota; Metazoa; Arthropoda; Insecta; Orthoptera; Gryllidae.